Messenger RNA from Lactuca sativa (garden lettuce), 4236 nucleotides. Lineage: Eukaryota; Viridiplantae; Streptophyta; Magnoliopsida; Asterales; Asteraceae. The record is from RefSeq and is a predicted model, not a curated record.
AUGUUCUGCUCGGCCCAGAAUCUAUUAAACAGAAGUAGUAGUCAUGUUGGAGAAGAUGAAGAAGCUCUCAAACGAGCAGCUAUGGAGAAACUUCCAGAAUUUGAUCAUUUAAGAGCCAGUAUAACUGAAUCUUGUGUUCUAAAACAAGUCAAAGAGAAGGAUGAAAAGAUUGAGAAUCAACUUUUUAUCGACAAAUUGCUUAAUGUUGUUGAGGAAGAUAAUGGCAAGUUGUUGAAGAAGAUCAGAGAACGAUAUGAUAAAGCUGAAGUUACCCUUCCAACAGUUGAAGUAAGAUACGAACAUUUGAACGUAGAAGCUGAUUGCUUCAUUGGUGAUAGAGCUCUACCAACUUUGGGAAAUACACUCCGCAACAUAGCUGAGUCAGCUUUGACUUUUCUUGGAAUUAGACUUUCCAAAAGCACAAAACUCACAAUUCUCUCGGAUGCUUCUGGAAUCAUUAAGCCUUCAAGGAUGACACUUCUAUUGGGCCCACCCUCCUCUGGAAAGACAACACUUCUACAGGCUUUGGCUGGAAAGUUAGACUCUAGCUUAAAGGUUGAAGGUAAAGUAACAUACAAUGGACAUACACUCAAAGAAUUUGUACCACAAAGGACAUGUGCAUAUGUUAGUCAACAUGAUGUUCAUGUAGCAGAAAUGACAGUCAAAGAAACACUUGACUUUUCUGCAAGGUGCCAAGGAACAGGAUCUUAUAAUGAGUUGCUAGCUGAACUUGAAAGACGAGAGAAGGUGGAUGGUAUACUUCCUGAACCUGAAGUCGAUCUCUUUAUGAAGGCUAUUGCUAUGGAAGGAACAGACAACAAUCUAAUUACCCACUACAUUCUUAAGAUCUUGGGACUUGAUAUAUGCGGAGAUACAAUUGUUGGUAAUGAAAUGAUUAGAGGAAUAUCUGGAGGACAGAAAAAGCGUGUUACAACAGGAGAAAUGAUGGUUGGACCUACAAAAACACUCUUCAUGGAUGACAUAUCAACAGGAUUAGACAGUUCAACAACAUUUCAAAUAGUCAAGUGUUUACAAAAGAUUGCUCACCUCACAAAGGCCACCAUCUUCAUCUCCCUCCUCCAGCCUCCACCGGAGACAUUUCAUCUAUUUGAUGACAUCAUCCUUUUAUCACAAGGCCACAUUGUUUAUCAUGGCCCAAGAGAACACACUCUUGAGUUUUUUGAGAGUUGUGGAUUCAAAUGUCCAGAAAGAAAAGGACAUGCUGACUUCCUGCAAGAGGUUACCUCAAGAAAAGAUCAAGAGCAAUAUUGGGUAGAUAGAAGAAAACCGUACAAAUAUAUCUCUGUACCUCAAUUAUCAGAGCAAUUCAAAAGAUUUAACAUUGGCCUGCAGUUACAAAACGACCUAUCACUAGCAUACAACAAGGCCUCAAGUCAAAAAUCUGCUCUAGUCUUCAAAAAAUAUUUGGUCCCAAAAAAGGAGCUCUUGAAGGCAUCUUUUCAAAAGGAACUCUUAAUAAUGAAGAGAAAUUCUCCCAUCUACAUUUUCAAGAUUAUCCAAACCACCAUCGUUGCAAUAAUUGGUGCAACUGUGUUCUUGAAGACUAAUAUGCAUACUAAUAAUGAAGAAGAUGGGGGAAUAUAUGUGGGUGCUCUUCUUUUUAGCUUGAUCACUAACACCUUUAAUGGUUUUGGUGAGCUUCCGAUGAUCAUAGAGAGACUUCCCGUAAUUUAUAAACAAAGGGACCUUCUUUUUCACCCACCUUGGGCCUUUACUAUUCCAACUUUCCUGCUUGGAUUACCGAUAUCUAUCAUAGAUUCUACUGUGUGGACAGUUGUGACAUAUAAUGUUAUCGGUUUCGCACCAGAAGCAACUAGGUUCUUGAAGCAAUGGCUAUUGACAUUUAUGAUACAACAAAUGGCUGGGGGACUGUUCAGGUUAAUUGCCUCAAUUUGCAGGACCAUGACAAUAGCCAAUACUGGUGGUGUUCUUGUUGUCGAAUUAGCAUUCCUAGUAGGUGGUUUCAUCAUCCCUAAAGGUCAAAUUCCAAAGUGGUGGGGAUGGGCUUAUUGGGUUUCACCGUUCAGUUAUGGUUUCAAUGCUUUCACUAUAAACGAAAUGUUUGCUCCAAGAUGGAUGAACAAAAUGGCUUCGGACAAUGUUACUGAACUAGGAGUAGCAGUUUUGAGGACAUUCGACGUCACUCCUGAUAAGAACAGGUUUUGGAUAGGAGUAGCUGUUCUUCUUGGUUUUGCAGUUGUGUUCAACUUUCUCUUCACUUUGUCUCUCACCUACUUAAACCCACUCGGAAAGGCACAGGCAGUCAUAUCCAAAGAGACCCUAAACGAAAAUGCAAAAGAAAACUCAAGUAUAUCAGCCACCAAUCCCAUUGAUUCAACGAGGGGAAUUGUUCUUCCAUUUACUCCACUCAUCAUGUCUUUUAGCAACAUUAAUUAUUACGUUGAUAUGCCCCCAGAAAUGGAAGUACAAGGGAUCAAAGAUGACAAACUUCAGUUGCUUCAGGAGAUCACCGGUGCAUUUAGACCUGGAGUUCUGACAGCAUUAAUGGGAGUAAGUGGAGCUGGGAAAACAACACUAAUGGAUGUUUUAGCAGGAAGAAAAACGGGCGGUUUGAUCCAAGGAGAUAUUAGAAUAUCUGGAUUCCCCAAAAAACAAGAAACAUUUGCAAGGGUUUCAGGGUAUUGUGAGCAAACUGAUAUCCACUCACCACAAGUUACUGUCUAUGAAUCUCUUAUUUUCUCAGCUUUUCAACGACUCCCUAAAGAAGCUAGCAAAGAAGUAAAGCUGCAUUUUGUGAGUGAAAUUAUGGACUUAGUGGAGUUAGACAACCUUAAAGACUCUAUUGUAGGGAUUGCGGGGGUUACCGGUUUAUCCACACAACAAAGAAAGAGACUGACAAUUGCAGUAGAGCUUGUUGCUAAUCCUUCAAUCAUAUUUAUGGAUGAACCAACAUCCGGUCUCGAUGCAAGAGCUGCAGCCAUUGUUAUGAGAACAAUAAGAAACACCGUUGACACAGGGAGAACAGUGGUUUGCACAAUUCACCAGCCUAGCAUUGAUAUUUUUGAAGCUUUUGACGAGCUUCUACUUCUGAAAAGAGGGGGACAAGUGAUAUACUUUGGACCCUUAGGACAAAAUUCAGAAAAAAUAAUCAACUACUUUGAGGAAAUUCCUGGGGUCCCAAAACUCAAAUCACAAUAUAAUCCAGCAACAUGGAUGCUAGAAGUGACCUCAGAUUCAACAGAAUCUCGGCUUGGAACUGAUUUCUCUGAACAUUAUAGAUCAUCACCCUUGUAUAAAGCAAAUAAUAUUCUAGUGGAACAACUGAGCAAGCCUACUUCAAGGGCAAAAGACCUAAUCUUCAAAACAAAGUAUUCACAGUCCACAUGGGGCCAAUUCAAGUGUUGCAUAAAGAAACAAUGGUCGAGUUAUUGGAGAACCCCUGAUUAUAACCUUGUUAGGUUUUUCUUUGCAUUGGUUACUGCUCUCCUCCUUGGGACAAUCUUUUGGAAAGUUGGCACUAAAAGGGACAACAGCACUGAUUUAGCUACUAUAAUUGGCGCAAUGUAUGUUGCUGUGAUGUUUGCUGGAUUUAACAAUUGUGUAACAAUUAUACCAGUUGCAUCCCUUGAAAGAACUGUAUUUUAUCGAGAACAAGCAGCUGGGAUGUACUCUGCAUUACCAUAUGCCAUGGCUCAGGUAAUUGUAGAGAUACCUUUUGUGCUUGUCCAAACCAUAUAUUAUACUAUUAUAGUAUAUGCCAUGGUAAGCUUCGAAUGGACAGUGGCAAAAUUCUUUUGGUUCUUCUUCAUCAGCUUCUUUACCUUUUUAUACUUCACGUACUAUGGACUCAUGAUUGUGUCUAUAACCCCAAACCAUCAAGCAGCCUCUAUCUUUGCAGCUGCCAUCAAUGUUCUCUUCAAUCUUUUCUCUGGAUUCUUCAUCCCAAGACCGAGAAUCCCUAAGUGGUGGAUAUGGUAUUACUGGAUUUGCCCUCUUCAAUGGACUAUUCAAGGCCUCAUUAUUUCACAGUAUGGUGAUUUGAAUGAAACAAUUAAUGUGCCUGGGAUGUCAUAUGACCCAACAAUUCAAUGGUAUGUCCAAAACUAUUUUGGAUAUCAAGCUGAUGCUUUGGGAUCUGUUGCCACCAUUUUAGUUGUUUUUACUGUCUUUUUUGCGUUAAUGUAUGCAUAUUGCUUACAUAAAUUGAACUUUCAAAUAAGAUAGAUUAUGUAAUAUAUAAUAUUAAGCUCUAGU